Messenger RNA from Falco peregrinus (peregrine falcon), 2049 nucleotides. RefSeq names its product MIS12 kinetochore complex component (gene MIS12). Gene Ontology annotation, biological process: mitotic sister chromatid segregation; mitotic cell cycle; kinetochore assembly. The transcript has a single exon. The record is from RefSeq and is a predicted model, not a curated record. Gene Ontology annotation, cellular component: nucleus; chromosome, centromeric region. The coding region runs from base 279 to 899 and encodes 206 amino acids. NCBI's taxonomy places the organism in Eukaryota, Metazoa, Chordata, Aves, Falconiformes, Falconidae.
UGAGGCGGUUCGAAAGAAGCGGGAAGUGGUGACUGAACGGGGCGGCUGCGGCGGCUCCGAUCGCUGGUCCCUGUCACCGGCCCCGGCCCGCGGCUGUAGGGCGGGAGGAGCGGCCCUGGUCUUUCGGCGAACGGCGCGGAAGGUAGGGGCUGCGCUGGGCCUCCUGUGGGAACCGCCUUCCCCUCAGCUGCGGGCGCGGCCUUCCCGCCGCCAGCGAGGCCCGUCUCCCCGGCGCCGGCAUUUCUCGCUCCCUGCCGUACCGCUGUACGGCCGCCGCCAUGUCGGUCGAUCCCAUGGCCUACGAGGCGCAGUUCUUUGGCUUCACUCCCCAGACGUGCAUACUGCGUGUCUACAUCGCCUUCCAGGACUAUCUCUUUGAAACCAUGCUGCUGGUGGAGAGCGUCAUGCUGAAGAAGCUGAACGAGUUUCCCGGCUGCAAAAUCAGCCCCUUCGAACUCCGGAAAAGCACGGAGAAAUUCCUCCUCUUCAUGAAGGAGCGCUUUGAUAAACUCUUCAGUACGAUGGAAGAAAUGCUUCUGCAGCUGGUGUUAAACAUCCCUAAGAACACACUCCUGCCCGAGGACAAGGUCCACGAGCAGUAUCCCUACAGCAAAGAACAGUUCCAGGUCCUUCAGGAUGAGGUCCACCAGCUGCAGGAGCAGUACAGGGCUGAGGUGGCCGCUGGGCAGGCCCUGCAUGCAGAACUGGAAGAACAAAAGGUUGUUCAGGCUGAGCUUGAGAAGAUUUUGCAGUGGUUUGAUGGGCUGGAGAAUACCUGUAGGAAGUAUGGCAUCAGCAGCUUCAAAGAAAGCUUUACUUUCUUGGCACAGAACUCUAAGAAACUGCAAGACAUACUGAAUGAUGUUGAAAAGAAAAGCAAGAAAAUAAAAAAAGUAUGAUCAGUUGUUGUAAUGAAAAUUCUGAAAAGGCAACAAAAAUAAUUUAGACUGUUUGCUUAAAAUAAUAAGGGCUUAUCUUUCCAGAAGCAUCUGCCCUAAUGGCUUACUUCUCUAAUCCUGUCAAGAUCUAGACUAAAAGCUGUUGAAUUGUGUCAGUUUGUGUCUGUUUAACAUCCCCCUACGGCACCAGGGGGAGAAAAAACACCUGUAAAAUGUAACUCUGAAACUGGUGAUUGGAAGCAAAUUUUGGGUUGGAUAACCUGGCUGUAAGGGUACCUUCCUGACCUUAGGAAUGUUAAUUUUGAACUCAAUGUAGCAUUUGUUUAUUUUAAGGAUUAUUAGAAAAAAAAAACGAAUGUCUUAAGUAAGAUUUGUAAGAAUGUGUGAGUUUCCAGCCUGAAACCAGCUCAGGUAACAUGAGUCGGUGUUUUUGUCAGUGAGGAUACUGGGAUUUUGCACCAGUUUGCCGAAGGAGCGGUGUGGCGCAGGCAGUGUCUCGUUAAGGUGCCUGUUCACUCUGCUUUAACAUCUGACAACUGGGAUGCACGUAGAGAUGAGUAAGACUGAUGCUGUUGUCAGGGCUCUGAAGAGAAAGGGAUCUGUUAACAUCAAUACUGAAUUUAAGCCCAGUUUUUGGAAUUUUAGAGUUAUUUACCACUCCAUGUAUGUUUGCAAAGAGGUAGCUUGUGUUUUCUUUAAGCAGGGACAGCAUGCUGCUCUGUAGACCGAAGAUCUUGAAGCCACUGGAGUGAAUGAGCAAUCUGAUCAUUUUGUCCUGUGUUAGCUUAUGUUGCUUUAUAGAUCUAGGUGAUUUUAUUUUUGUUGUGCAGUGUCCUUCUACUAAAUAGCAAAGUUCAUUUUAUGCAUGUUUAACCAGAUUUUCCUGUAAAAAUGUUGUGAAGACUGACUGAUGUGCUUGAGUUCUUUGAAGUCACUUAAAUAACCUUAUUUUAUCUGUACUUGAUUCAAAAUACAUUACGGUCUGUGUGCAUCUGUCCAUUUGCCUCAGCAGCUUUUGAAUCUCCUGUACAGGCGUAUCAUGAAGUAUCAAUACUAAUUUCUGCUUUGCUAGUGUAGGUGUUUGAAAGGUAUUAAACUUGUGAAUAAUUUAGAAGGUAUUAUAAUAAUAAAAUGUGUUAAAAGCAUAAAA